Molecule: messenger RNA, 576 nt
Organism: Aspergillus calidoustus
Lineage: Eukaryota; Fungi; Ascomycota; Eurotiomycetes; Eurotiales; Aspergillaceae
Source: the annotation of a GenBank genome assembly
AUGACGGAAACACCCCUUCCCACUGCUAGCACCGAUCCCCGCGAGCUCGCAGCCCUCGAAAGCUCCCCCUCGGCCAUCCUCCCAACCUUUACCUCCGAAACCGCUUGGGCGCUAGGCCUCGCCCUCCGCUCCCGAAUCCUCUCCCUCCCCAGCGCAAACCGCAAACCAGCCCUAAUUUCCAUUACACUAACGGGCGGCUCCGAGCCCCAUGUUGUCUUCCAAUGCGCCACGGAACCUGGCACGAUCCCCGAUAACGAGGUAUGGGUGCGCCGGAAGCGGAACACGGUGCUGCGGUGGGGUGUGUCGAGCUGGCUUAUGAGGCAGAAGAUGCUGGCUGGUGUGGGAGGGGAUGCGAGUGGUGUGGAAGCGGCAUUUGUGGGGAAGUAUGCGCUGACAAGCUCGAGUGGUGGGAGAGUUGCGGACGAGUUUGCGAUUCACGGGGGCGGGUUUCCUGUGAGGGUUAAGGGAGUUGAUGGGAUUGUGGGUGUUAUCGUGGUGAGUGGGUUGAAGCAGGAGGAUGAUCAUCAGGUUAUUGUCGAGGUUCUGAGGGAGUUUAUCGAACAGGGAGGUCAUUAA